AUGGAUGUACCCGUACAAGCUUCUCCCGCUUUCCCGGAUCAGGGCAACCCUGUGAAGGAGACGUCCAGUGGGAGAAGAAGAAGCCAUGCCCAGGGAGAGAUGAACUUACAGAUGACCCCGCCGGAUAGGCGGCCCCAGGGUGGAGGAAAAUUUAAACGUCAGAGAAUCGCAAGAAACUUGCUGGACCUGAAUGAAAUCAUCAGCCCGACUCGGAGCCGCAGCCAGACGGUGCGUGUUGGAGCUCAAGCAUACGACCCUGUGGAACUUCUAGAAGGAGCUAUCGACCUCAUGAAGUGUAUACAGGACGAUGUCAGCAAAGCUGCUACAGGAAAAACACAGGAAGAGGAAAUCAAGAUGCAAGAAGCAGUGUUACCCCAGCCCUUACAGACGAACAUGACGUCACUGUCGACAUCACCGUUCCAGGACACUGACGUCAUGGCGGGAUUUCAAGACUGUGCACAGGAAGUGAUGCGAUACCUGAUUGAGGUGGAAAAUCUGCCAGAAUCGCACCCAGUGUGUCUUGGUCUGCGGCAACAUUUGCUCGAAAAACAAAGACUUUUGGACGUGGAAACGUUGCUGAACACCUGCCAGACACAAUUGUCCACGGGAGACUCUUUUCACAGCUACAUAUCGUCGUCACCAGAAACAGAUUCUAGUCAGGAACAACAAAAUGAAGUUAAAAUGUCGGAGUCAGCAAUGAUUUGCCGAACGGUGCCUGUUGUCACUUUACCAGAACCAAAACAGGAAAACUGCAGUGCUUUUAAUUUAUACAGCUUUCUUCCUCCGUCAUCAUCCAUAGCAACCACACGGUCCCCGCACUCGAAUAACAGACUGGCGUUUAUUGGUCAGAGUAGCGAAGACCAGUCUAAAGCAACGUCGUCAGACUUCAGGGCGUUAGACCUUCAGCAAUUGGCUGAGAACAAUCCGGAAAUAGCGUGUUUGACGGAGGAGAUUUUGGGACUGUUAGAAGAUGACGAUGAUGAUAUGAGUGUUUUUUAUGACUCCGAAGGAUAUUUGGAUUCCGAUAUAGAACAGUAAAGACGUUUAACGUGUUUCUUUUUGUAAAAGUGCUGGCUUUGGUCAAACCGAGGAGGCGAAACAAAACUGACGGCAAUUGAUUUCUUGCUGUUUAGCCAAAGAACAUUUUUUUUUGUUUAAACAUUUUAAGUGUGCAAUUCUAUGCGUGCAAGUGUCUAUGAUCAUUUGCGUUAACUGUCAAAUUUUUGUUUCAUGAUUUGAGGCAUGGCUGAUAUAAAAUAAUUUAUUUACCUUU
Messenger RNA from Liolophura sinensis, 1273 nucleotides. RefSeq lists its product as uncharacterized. Gene Ontology annotation, biological process: regulation of DNA-templated transcription. The record is from RefSeq and is a predicted model, not a curated record. The coding region runs from base 1 to 1038 and encodes 345 amino acids. Gene Ontology annotation, molecular function: DNA binding. The transcript has 4 exons. NCBI's taxonomy places the organism in Eukaryota, Metazoa, Mollusca, Polyplacophora, Chitonida, Chitonidae.